CAAGGGAUGGGGGGGAAACGUGCUGAGAAAGGGGUUUUCUGAAUACAAAUCCUUUCUUUUUUUUAAAACCUUCCGCGUGACAUGGCGGAAUGAGAUUUGAAUGAAAAUACAAACACGUCUCGGAGACAAGGGGAGAGAGAUUCAUCCCGAUGGCAUUGAGACCUCCCUCUAGAGAAUUCAUUUCAUCCUGUGUCCGUGACCUGGGAGGAGAUGCGAGGCGUGUGCCGUCUGCUGUCGGCAGAUCUCUUGUCACUUUCACUCCGCCCCUCAGUCUGUUUCACCAGAGAGGGGGGGAGCGCUGAAAGCAGAAGACUGUGGAGCGAGAGGCUUAAUCCAUCCCAACACACACACAAAAGUGUGCUAGAGAGAGGGGAGGGAGGACUAAAAAUAAACCGAAUGGCAAGAUGAAAUGCCCGCACCUUUCGCAAAGAGCAGAUGACUGAGGGAAAUUGAAAGGGAUCUCAAUGGUUGGUUUUACACAGACCGAGAGAAGGAAUCGCCUCAGAUUGUCGACUUGAUGUCCUGCCUCUUUUUCCCCCAAAAGCCGGCAAUUUGCAGCCACUCCUGAACACUGAAGUUAUUUUUAUUAUCUAUUAAUCAAACAAUUAACAGCUGCUUGCAGAGUGGGGGAGAACGAGGCUUUCCUCAGACGCAGGAGCCGAUCCCCACCCUGAGUAUUUGGAUUUCUAAUCGUCAGACGGUGUGUGUGUGGGGGGAGAACGCUGGGGUUAGAAAUGGGCACAGUCCUGUCGCUGUCUCCUGGCUCACGGAGAUCCAGUAUACUGGAGGAUGGCACUGACUCCAAGUCCUUGGGUCACUACCACGCUAUCCAAAGCGCCAAGAACAACAGCCAGAAGGAGAAGGGUCUGAAACGCCAUUCUAUGUUUAUCCCAGCCUUGACUUGGAAGAGGCUAGUCGCCUCCACCAAGAAGCGGAACUCUAGAAAACCAAACCCCGGUAACUACCAUCACCAAAACGACGUGGUCCACCUCAACAGCGAGAAUGUGAAGAAAUCGCUGUCCUGCGCCAACCUUUCCAGCUACGAACCGCAGGCGGACCCCUCGGGGAGCAAGCCAACCUCUUCCAUCAAAAAGACAGCUUCCCAAAGCGGGCCCGGCUCCCCCAAGCGGGUGAUAGUGCAGGCAUCCACCAGCGAGCUGCUCAAGUGCCUGGGGGAGUUCCUGUGCCGCCGCUGCUACAAGCUGAAGCACUUGGCUCCCACCGAGCCGGUGCUGUGGCUGCGCAGCGUCGACCGCUCCUUGCUCCUGCAAGGUUGGCAGGACCAAGCGUUCGUCACCCCGGCCAACGUGGUCUUUGUCUACCUGCUCUGCAGGGAUGUCAUCGACGGAGACCAUGUGGCCACCGAGCACGACCUGCAAGCCACCCUGCUGACCUGCCUCUACCUCUCCUACUCCUACAUGGGCAACGAGAUCUCCUACCCGCUGAAGCCCUUCCUGGUGGAGAGCGCCAAAGACGCUUUCUGGGACCGCUGCCUCCGCAUCAUUGACACCAUGAGCAGCAAAAUGCUCCAGAUCAACGCCGACCCUCACUACUUCACCCAGCUCUUUGCCGAUCUCAAAAACGAGGGGACCCCAGAUGACUUCAGUAGGAUUUCCCUUACUUUAGACCGGUGACUCAGCGAGGGAGAAAGGGUCCGCCCCCUGGGCUAACUGGUCUCUUUAAAUAAACAUGUAGUGUCUUUCCCUUUUUUGUUUUGGCUUUCCGCUGUCUCUUAACCGUUUAACAUUGAAAAUGCUGGGUGGUGGUGGUGGGGGGCUGUUUCGGCUUAAGAGUUUCAUUUCUGUGGGCGGAGGGAAAAGAAACUGAACACCCUCUUUAAGGUGGGGGCAAUUUGCCUCCGUUGAUUAGAAUGGGUGUCAAUGGGCAAUGCCUUUCAUAU
This is a messenger RNA of Chiloscyllium plagiosum (whitespotted bambooshark), 1900 nucleotides long. Its product is annotated as cyclin-dependent kinase 5 activator 1-like. Gene Ontology annotation, cellular component: cytoplasm; protein kinase 5 complex; growth cone. Gene Ontology annotation, molecular function: cyclin-dependent protein serine/threonine kinase activator activity; protein kinase binding. Gene Ontology annotation, biological process: brain development; axon guidance. The record is from RefSeq and is a predicted model, not a curated record. Lineage: Eukaryota; Metazoa; Chordata; Chondrichthyes; Orectolobiformes; Hemiscylliidae.